Myodes glareolus (Bank vole) is the source of this 6620-nucleotide messenger RNA. The record is from RefSeq and is a predicted model, not a curated record. Lineage: Eukaryota; Metazoa; Chordata; Mammalia; Rodentia; Cricetidae.
CCCAGCCUCUGAUCUUUAUUUAUAUGGUGUGUAGUGUGGACGUGCAUGCGUGGACAUGCUGUGCCGUUACGGAUCAGGAGAACCUUGCCAAGUCUACUUGGAAUCUACUGUUGGACACAGAAACAACGGAUUCAGAUAGAGAUGGGUAUUGGGGAAUAUGGAAAUAGGGUGAAGAGAGGCGUGGACCAAGAGAAGAUGAGGAAUUCUUCCGUUUGUCUAACUCCCUGGCUUAUAAUUGGGAGUUAGGUUAGGUGACUUGCCCAACUACCACACUACUGCUUUGUAGCAGAACUGAAGCUAGAGCCCAGAUUAAAAAAAUGGACUGAAGGAUAGGCAGUGCUUGAGAGCCCCAAAGACAGUUCCCAGAAGAGAAAAGGGUCUGAGAUACCAUGGGAACUUGCUGAGGUAGACUGCCCAUUGAGGUAUGGGUUGUGGACAGCUUACACCCAGGGAACUAAAGGGGCCUAGAAAGCAGCAAGGGAUAUGGUCAGGUUCCAACCUGCCGCCUGUCAGCUUAGGCUUCGGUGUCUGCCUCCUACCUCUUGCAAGGUCUUUGUGAAGCCCAGUCUGAUGUACUAUGCUUAUAAAAUGCCAGCACAGUUCUUGACAAGUGCUUGCUAAGUCUUUGCUGUGUGUUGACCUUGGAAGAGAAAGGAACCAUGGUCAUAUGGGGUGGGGCAUGGUCCAAUGACCUGGUUGGGAUACAGGGUAGAGGUCUAGUGUCUCCUGGAGCCCAUUCCUCCUCUGCCUCUGCUGCCCACUGCUGCCUGCUGCUGAUAAACCUCUUAUCUGGCCCAGGCAGGGGAGCCCAGAGUAAGUAUGGGAGUAGAGGGCAGGGCUGCUAUCACCAGCAGGCCUGGGCCCUAUCUAAGACAAGGGGAGGGGCUGUCUGCCUGUGCUUCCCACAACACACUCCUUGGGGAUCCCCAAGCACUCACUCACAUCUUGGGAAGAAAGAAAAGGACUGAAAUGCUUGGCAUGGCUCCUCACUCUUCUAAUCCCAGCACUCAGAAGGCAGAGACAGGUGGAUCUCUGUGAAUUGGAGGUCAGCCUGGACUACAGGGCGAGUUCCAGGAUAGCCAGGGUUACAUAGUGAGACCCUGCUUCAAACAACAAAACUGAGGACCCAAAAGGAAGGCAUCAGUGACUCUUGAUGUUUUCCUCCAGAAUGGAAAACUAAACCUCAAUCUCAAAACCUCAGAAGACUGGAUCUUUAUCUCUGAACAGGAACACCGUUUCUAGGGAGUAAGAGAAGACAUCUUGUCUGAGAAAAAGUAAAGAUGCCUACUGUGUACCCAGAGGACUAUGGCCAGAGCAGGUUGCUGGAGCUCUUUGAACUUUGGGGGAACCAGGGCCAGCAGCCGGCACAGUAGGAUGCCCCCGUGUCCUCCCCAGCAGAACAGGAACAGGUUGUCACAGCUGCCUGUUGGGGAGCUGGGUGAGAUGGAAUUGACUUGGCAAGAGAUCAUGUCCAUUACUGAGCUACAGGGUCUAAAUGUUCCAAGUGAGCCAUCCUUUGAGCCCCAAGUACCCACCCCAUACUCUGGACCACUACCACCAACAUACUGCCCCUGUUCAGUUCACCCAGAUACAGGCUUCUCACUACCCCUACCACCUUAUGAGCUCCCAACAUCCACUCCCCCUGUCCCAGACCUCCCAUACUCUUAUGGCAACAUGGCUAUCCCAGUGUCAAAGCCCCUUACCCUUUCAGGACUGCUGAAUGAGCCCCUCCCAGACCCCUUAGCUCUUCUAGACAUUGGGCUGCCAGUGGGGCCACCCAAGCCCCAAGAAGACCCAGAAUCUGACUCGGGAUUAUCCCUCAACUACAGUGAUGCGGAAUCUCUUGAGCUAGAGGGUGCAGAGGCUGGAAGACGGAGGAAUGAGUAUGUGGACAUGUAUCCAGUGGAGUACCCUUACUCCCAUAUGCCCAACUCCUUGGCCCACCCAAACUAUACUUUGCCACCCACCGAGAUACCCUUGGCCUUAGAGUCAUCCUCUGGCCCUGUGCGGGCUAAGCCCACUGUCAGGGGGGAGGCGGGGAGUCGGGAUGAGCGGCGGGCACUGGCCAUGAAGAUUCCCUUCCCUACGGACAAGAUCGUCAACUUGCCUGUAGAUGACUUUAAUGAAUUGUUGGCACAGUACCCGUUAACAGAGAGCCAGCUGGCUCUAGUACGGGACAUUCGACGGCGGGGCAAGAACAAGGUGGCAGCCCAGAAUUGUCGCAAGAGAAAACUGGAAACCAUUGUGCAGCUAGAGCGGGAGCUGGAGCGGCUGGGGAGCGAAAGAGAGCGGCUUCUUAGAGCACGAGGGGAAGCCGACCGUACUCUGGAGGUCAUGCGACAACAGCUGGCAGAGCUGUACCACGACAUUUUCCAGCAUCUUCGGGAUGAAUCUGGCAACAGUUAUUCACCGGAGGAAUAUGUACUCCAACAGGCUGCUGAUGGGGCCAUCUUUCUGGUACCCCGUGGGACAAAGACAGAGGCCUCAGAUUAAGUGGGCCUAGAGAAGACCCUCCCCUCAUUCCCUUCUGAUAAAGGUACUUCCCAACCUCAGGACCAGGAAGAGUUCUCCAGACCAAAAGAGGGCAGGUGUUAACAUUAGCAUUUGGAGGUUCCAAGGUAUGUUUGGUGAGGUUUACUUGGAAGUCAGGUGAGUGUUGGCUUCCCAAGUCCCAAGCCUCUACUUCUUGUCUUAGCUUUGGUCCAUACCAUAAAAGAGCUGUGUGGAAAUAAGGUUUUCAUUGUGUCUUUCUUGAGGCUGCCAGAGCUAUUAAGGAAUCCUGAGCUCAUUUGAAGCACAAGAAUGUGGACAUGAGCCAUGGGACAAUCUAUCCACCCUCAUUCACACCUCCAACCAGAAGCCAUGGAUGCUUUAAGGAACUCCACAGUCCUUGGUGGCCUCCAGUUUACAAAUGACAAGAGCUAUCAAACAGGGCUGCUAUCUUCUGUGUAAAGUCUGCUCCCAGUCUCUGGAGUAUAAAUACAAACACAAAUCCCUACUUUUCUCCUGCUUACCUAUCAUCCUGGGUCUGAUGGGCCAGGGAUCUCUCAAAGACCAAGGGGACUGACUUGUUCUUGACUGGAAUGAGAUUAGAUAUUCCAGUCAAGUGUGUACUCCUGUACAGCCUUUUAAAGGUUGUGCACCGAGCCUCCAGAACGCUAGGCAGGUUAUCCCUGGUUGAGACAAAAGCUACCCAACUCAUGCCAGGGGCUAUGGUCUCCACCCUUCUAGAUUUGAAACAGGGUCUCAUUAUGUAGACCAGGAUGGUGACCUAAGUUUCAUUUGCCUGUCUCCAAAGUGCUGAGAUUGUGUACCACCACACCCAGCCCACUCCCUUUUAAAACACUGUAUAUGAUUGGAUGUAUGUACUGUAUUCAAGCAGAAACUUAUGGAGGUCAGCAGAAUUUAGAGUGCUGGGAACUGAAGCCUGCCCUGUAUAGGGUUAACUCUUACACAGACCUCAUGAGCUGUUGGCGUGCUACAUGACAUCUCCAACUCAAGAUCCGCCCUAUCUUUUUUCUUUCAUUUGGAAAAACUGUGCUCUCAGGAUAAAGGCAGGGGGAGAUUCUGGGCCUGCCAAAGAUAUUGUCUUAAGACAACAAAGCUGGGUACUAGGGACACACCUUUAAUCCCAGCACUAGAAUGGCAGAGGCAGGCAGAUGGAUGCCUAUCAAAUCUAAAAGCACAGUUUCUUUGGCUGUUUUCCCAAUCACAUUAUUGGGAUUGUACUUGGAGGAUUUUACUGCCUCUCUCCAAAGAGGAAAAACAGAAUGAGACCCAAGUGAUAAAGGAUACAGAAACCUUCAUGUUUGUAGACCUUAAAAUGCGGUCUCUAAUCUGGGAUUUUUGUGUCAACUUUUGGCCUAGCAAUACUUUCUAUGGAAGCUCACAAAAAGCAGUAUGAGAACAGUGGCCCAGGCUUACUCCCAAUACUAAGAGAUAAAGGGCUGCCAUAAAUCUCUACAUGUAUCCAUAUGGAAUUAUCUGCAUGUAUGAUUAUAUGAAUGAUUCAGGCCAGCCAGGGACACUCUAAUCCUUUAAGGAUCUCUGGCUGCACAUAAACUGCUGCCUCAAUAUUCCUAAAUUGGGAUUAUAGUGCACACUACCCAACCCAGUUGCCCCUAGAACCCUAAACCCAAUUCCUAAACUCAAAACAACUUCUACAUUUACCACUGAGCAUAACCAGUAUCUCUUUAUUUCCCUUCAAGCUUUAGGUUUCUUACCUCGGAACUCCCCACCCCACACAAGUAGAGAUGGUCAAUUUAUUCUUGCUAGGUUCUCAGGGACACUCUGUGAUCAGUCUACUCCCCCUCAUACAUGAACUUGUAAAGCAUCAAUACACAUGCAUUCAAAAUGUAACUUAAGGGCCAAAGAAACCUGAGUUAGAAAUGAUUCAGACCUGUCCUGCUAAAAAUUCAAGCCACCCGCCAUAAAUGCCAAAGGGAAACAACAAACAGUACCAAGUUAAUUAACUGCUCUUUAUUUAAAAACCAGAGGCAUUCACAAAACUGAAUGAUUAGCAGCAUAGUUAAAAUCCCAACUGCACGGCAGUGAAAAUGAAGCAUAGUGGCCCAGAGUAAAGGCUGUUUUCUUAAGGCUGUUCCUGUAAAGGAGGAGGAGAUGUUAUGUAGCUUAACAAAAACAGUGCUGGAUUCUACAAUUAUACACCCACCCCCUGUUGGCCUAAUAACUGCCAGCCACAAAAGUAACCAGGUAUCUCUUGGUUUUUAACUGCAGCUUGACAUAACUUUCAGGUAAUAAAAUCACCAACCAUAAAAACCUACCUUUUAGGCAGGAACUUGUGAAGUCUUUCUAAAAAUUUUACAACAGUGGUUAAACCUUGUAGCAGAUUCCUUCCUAGAAAAGUAAACAAACUUUAGAACUAGUUUUUGUGAGGCCGAUUCCCAUCCUUAAGCUAUUCCCCACCCCCUCCCCUUAAUGAUCCACCCAUCCUCCCACCAUUUUGGGGAAAGUGACUAAUAUUACUUUGAGCCAUUGCUUUAAGAAAAUGGGUCAAAGGAAGGUUAAAUAAAAUUAAAGGGCCAAAUGUAUUUUUACAAGAGAAAUGUGUUCAUUUCCUCCAAGUAGGAGUAAUAUGGGCAUUAAUUAAAACAAUUCAUCUCCAGAAAAACCAAGUGCAGCUUAACUGGACUAGUUUGGCUCAAUACAUUAAGAAAAAUCCAUCAGAAAAUUGGACUUUUACAACUAUAUGGAUGUAAGUAAAAUCUGUUCUUACCUACCAGCAUAGCAAUAAAACCUUUCCUUCUGGUUCUGCCUGCUAGUCCUAAGAGUCAGGUGUGUGCCUUACUCUCGUCUGCCUCCUUCCUUGCGAUGAUCACUGAAACUUCACUCCCUUCUAGCUUUCAUGGAGGUGCCGUGGCCUGCCCCUGGCUUAUCUGUACUCCACAUACCACAAGUGUCUACUCUCAGCUGUAGAUUUUCUGAGCUCGAAGCCAUUCGCGCUAUACUUGCUAGCAGUUCCUAGUAGCUGAACAUCUCCUGGAUCUUUAAAGGCAUUGUCACGAUUCCUGAGGUAUCUGCAAACUCCCUCAAUAGUUAAGGUUCCACCUGCUAUUGCAAACUCAACCAAUAUCAUGGAACUACCACCCAUGCUCCCCACACCCACCCAUCCCUCCCCCCUCCCCCAACUUCCAAGUAAUACACCAUGAGAUGUGAUAUACAAGUCCUAUGGCAAACAAAUCAUCUAUGCUGCCAGGUACAAUGGCACUUAAAAGGGCACCAAAUGGGAAGCUCGAAAUAAUCUAUGCACAAAUAACAAUUAUUGGGUAGUAACUGUUUUGAAUUCAUUUUCUAUACAAAUAGAAAACAUUUCAGGAUAACAGUGUGAAGGAAGACUGCUGUUAAUACAAAAAUACACAGAAAUAUCACCAAUUAUAUAUUUCUAGUUUGAAUUUUAGUGACUAAAUUACCCAAAGAAAACCUUGAGGUACACCCACCCACAACCCAAUUGAACUGCAGUUUUCCUUCACCAUAGCCUGCUCUUAAGGCAGUUAAGGCCCUUACUAUAAUCAGUUUUAUGAUGCACCAACACUUCUAAUCUGUGGCCUUAACCAUCAGUUGGUCUCUACUCUGGCAGAGCUUUGAACUCGCACUGUGAUAACAAACAAUCAACAUUUACCAGGGGUAUUGUGGGUAGGGAAAGUCCAAAUCUCUGCCAGUCUCAAAUCCAUACAGUUGUCAUUCCAUUCAAGAGAAUUAAAUUCGUUUAUUGAUUACACAUGAUAACGGAUGAUACACAAGCUUCAUUCCCAUCUGUUAUUUUAUCUGAUACCAUUAUUCAAUUUUGAUAUUGCAUAGGGUGUGCCAAUAACCAUUUUAUAACCAAAUUGUAACCUUGCUUGGAUGAUGACCCUUUUAAUGAAACUCAAAGUCACAAUAACUGGCAGUUUAACCACACUAAGGUUUUUGAAGACAAUGGCUUCCACACCCAAGCAAUCAUAAAUAAAUUCCAAAUGGAACUUGGCACCACCCUGAAAGGAAUUCUAACUUCACACUGUUGGGGAAGUUUACCAAGAUGGCUUCAGAGUAGACUAACUUUACACAGCACAUUUAAAAAAGAAAAAAAAGAAAAAAAAAAAGAAAAAAAGACAUUUAUUCAG